Eleginops maclovinus (Patagonian blennie) is the source of this 1085-nucleotide messenger RNA. RefSeq lists its product as uncharacterized. The record is from RefSeq and is a predicted model, not a curated record. The transcript is spliced from 3 exons. Lineage: Eukaryota; Metazoa; Chordata; Actinopteri; Perciformes; Eleginopidae. The coding region runs from base 96 to 1085 and encodes 329 amino acids.
UCAUAUAUGCUGGUCACGUGACGAGAUACGACAGGGGCAGCCAUUUUGGCAGUCAUCGCGGCAGUAAAUUGACAGGCACUGGCAGACUGUCAAGGAUGGUGGAUAACUGCUGUGCACCAGGUUGCACAAAUAGGCGUGGGAAAAAGAAAGGUGUAUCGUAUUAUCGCAUUCCUAAAGACGCGGAGAGGAGGGAGAAGUGGAUUGGAGCGAUUAAAAGAGCCAGGAGCCUUCAGAAAAAGACUGAAAGAUGGGACCCCCCGGCCGUUGGCUUUCGCUUAUGCAGUGAUCACUUCAUAUCAGGGAGAAAGAGUGAUAAUCCGUUGAGUCCGGAUUUUAUCCCCUCAAUUUUCGAUUACCUUCCAUCUCCAGAGAAGAGGAGACAUAAAACGAGACUGGAGGUUUUUAACAGAAGGCAGAAGGCUAAACUGCACAAAGUAGAGCAGGCAAAGAUAUCUGCAGAAGCCAUCCGUCAAAGGACAUCAACUGAUGCAGCCCCAGAAGACCAUAUCACAGAGCCUUUGAAGGAGCCCCCCAUCACAGAUCCGUUGGAAGACUCAGCCGAUGAUCCUGUCCAGCCUGAACCAGUAACACCACCAUGCACCUCUGAAACCUGCUGUACCCGCAUCCAGAGUCUUGAGCAAGAAUGCCAAGCUCUAAGGGCUGAAAAUGUGUUGUUAAGGGAAAAGAUUAAUAGGAAGACCCUGACAGAGAUUAGUUUAAAUAACAAUGAUAAAAAGGUGAAUGUCCUCACUGGGCUGGCAACCUAUGCAUGUCUCAUGACCAUUUUUCAAUAUCUGGCUCCAUUUCUCAAAGUUAAAUCAUCAAUAACAUGUUUUCAACAAUACAUGUUGACUUUGAUGAAGCUUCGAAUGAACUUAACAUUUGACUUUUUGGGUUUUUAUUUUGGCAUCGACCCAACUACUGUCUCCAGGCACUUCAAAAACUGUGUUAAUUUGAUGUAUUGUAGACUGGUGCCAAGCCUAGUGGUGUGGCCUGAAAGAGAAUCUUUAAGAACAUCUAACAUUCUAAAUCCGGCUGGUCGCACCAGGACGUCUGUGUGUGAUAGGCGAUGCUGCAUUUCGUAG